AUGAGCGCUGUCGACGGCUCGGAAACCUCUUCCUUCAAGGCUCCUAGACGGAGUCGGCAUCCUUCAACCGCCUCUAUCCGGAGUACCGCGUCAAGCAGGUCACCACGCCCUACCGUUUGGCGAACUGUGAAUACGUUGAGAGGAAGGACAAAUAGCCUUAGCUCGGGCUCAGAACCAACUCUUACGACUGUCGUUGCGACUCCACAAAUCACACCAACUUCCACCGCUAGCGCUCGUGAGCGAAUGGAGGCUUAUAGCAUACCAAUUGCUGGCCCCUCCUCGACCAGCGGCAUUGUCCAACACGAGAUUGAGGCAAUUCCGGAAGCGGAAUCGGAUACUCCGACAGUUGAGGUGGCCAACUCGAUAACAUUCCCUGUCUCCGUUUCCCCAACCCCCAGCCGGUCAUCUUGGUUCGGCUCCCUGUCCCGCGCUAAGGGCAAAGAGAAACUAGUAGCAGCAGCUACUUCCUCGGCCCCAAACCUCCUCGAGCCGGUGCCUACAUCAUCAUUGCCCGUUGCGGAUCCUGUUCCCCCUCCACUUUCUGAGCCAGUCACCUCUUCCAACCCCGACACACCCGAGCGAGUGGAUCCGUUUAUCUCGGAAAUACCACCCCCACCGCCAAUUCCAGUCACCAAUAAACGACCAACCUCGAAACGGUCUUGGUUUGCAACUUCACCCUCGCAGCCAUCACCUCUACGGACUGCAUCACCACCCCAGCCAGUCCCGCAGCCACUGCAUAUUCCAUCGGAGACUGCAAGUGUCGCUUCAUCUAUCGACUCGUCCGUUCCACUCCCGGUGGCCACACCCCCGGCUGACAUACCCGUCAGCUUCCCACUUUCUUCCGAAGAACCUCCAGACGACUCGACGGUCCGCAAAAGACCGCGUCUCUCUUCACUCAAUCCUGCCGUUGGCCACUUUGGAAUAGGCCUUCCAUUGCUCGGCACUAAGCCGGUGCCUGUUACUUCUGCUGCUGAAGACACAAGUCAAUCGACCGAAACAGCCGAAGCCUUCGUCCAAGAGAUCACACAAGCUACAACCAUAAGCACGUCUAUCGAGAACGGUGUCGUCGAGGAAUCUGGCACGCAAACAACGGAAAUCAAGCUGGAACAGAGAACCGUUCAAGCUAGUACGUGGUGGGAUUAUGUGGGAUGGAGUUCUGGCCCGGCAGCAGCGCAGCCACCAGCCGAAGACGACAAAGUUGAGCCAACUGCGGAGGCCACAACACCUAAGCCUGUUUUCCAGCAAAUUCCCGAAGAUGUGGAGCUACCCGCAGCUGAUGAGGCAGCCACUCCAACCCCUGAAGUGACUGUCACUGCGGCCUCAGCAGAACAGCCCGCUUCUUGGUACUCCCCGUGGGCCUGGUAUGGUUAUGCCCCACCAAACCCUAACCAUACGAACGAUCAAAAGCCCAUGAUUCAAGAAACCGAAACCCAACCUGAUCCUGUUAAUAUUCCAGUCGAACCUGAAAUCGCUAGCUCUCCGGAGGCAGCGGAGGCAGAGUCGGGCGCUUCUUUACCAGACUCGACCAACACGGCUGCACAGCAAAAAUAUUGGACAUCAUUUUUCUCCUCAUCGAACAAUCGGGUGCCAUCAAAGGAAUCAAAUGUGAAGCUUCCUCCGGAAACGAGUACAAUGGAUCCAACGGAGACUUCAAGUGAAUCAUCGCCUUCAGUCUCCACAGCAGCGCUCCCAAAGACUCCUUCGUCAGUCUCAUUACCAAAUCCCGUUGCGGACAGCAUGACGACACAGCGGGCUAGCUGGGUGUCAUUCUUCAAUACGGGCACUCUGGGAUAUAUAUCGCGGAAAACUGUGACCUCAGGCGAGCCUGAAAUCAUGGAGAUUGAUGUGGACGAUAUUCCUGCCGAGGAAGAAGCUUCAAAGACAACUGCUGCUUCACCACCUCCGAUUGCAAAUACGAAGACGGAGGUCAAAGCGGCAAAGCGCAUUGAAGGAGCCAAGGACAACGCUGAGCCGAAGGCUCCCAAGGAGGAUAAACCUGCCAAGGUCGUUAAAAAUGAAGUUCCCUCGACAACGCCUCUUUCCAAGAACUCGAAGUCGAAACCAACAGCUCCUCCUUUAACCAUCUCUGAAUCGGUCAAGAAGCAAGUCGCGAACAAUACCGGCACGAUCAGCUCUCGACGCUCUUCUUCUCCAGCACCGUCGGUCGCGUCACGUGGAACGGGAAGCAAAAGUCCAAAGAAACCAGCGUCAAUUGCGCCGCCGCGAACACCGACUCCCAAUCUCGUCCUUCCAACGUGGGCGGAUACAUUCCAUACUCCUCCGCGCUCCGUUGUCCCUCAACGCUUCAUUGAUGGCGGAAGAACUGUUGGGCGAGCAGUUGUUGAGAAGACUAUGAAAUUCGUCAGUGGGGUCUUGUUCGCUGCAGACGGUUCCCCGAGUCGAAAGAGACGAUCAUCACUGGGUAGGAGUAAAUCCCAUGACGCGGAGAGGCGGUAUGAAGAGUGGGGUCUUGGUCUCCCUAGAGCUUGGGACAUUCUUAAACCUGCUGUCGCCCAGGGACGCACGGCAGACAACAAAGAAGGUAACAUCGAGGAUGUCUUGAGAGGAUGUAAGCGGGUGGCUAUCAUCGGUAUACAUGGCUGGUUCCCUGGUGCGGUAAUGCGGAGCGUCCUCGGUGAGCCGACAGGAACUUCGACAAAAUUUGUCAACAUGAUGGUCACUGCAUUAGAAGAUUUUCAAACGGAGUACGACGUGCGCAUAGACAAGAUCACAAAGAUACCAUUAGAAGGGGAGGGAACCAUUGAUAGGAGGGUGGAAAAGCUCUAUACCACUCUAACCUCGAAUUCUGAAUGGAUGGACGAUAUUCAUGCUGCUGACGUUAUAUUUGUCGCUACACAUUCACAAGGCAAAACUACAGGAAGCAUCGUGUCCACACACAUCCUCAACCGUCUCAUCACCGAUGGUCACAUUCAAACCGGCGGCUAUGAUUCCCAAAAGUCUCCAGGCAGUCCAUCUGUUACUCAAUCAUUGCCUCCAGCGCCCAAACAGCGUGUCUGUUGUCUGGCUCUCUGUGGAAUCCAUCUUGGCCCUCUUCGAUAUCUGAACUCCAGUUCGUUGUUGCUACCAUAUAUCCAAUAUUUCGAGUCCGCCGCGGCGAAAGAGUUAUUCGAGUUCCAGAACACGGACAACGAAGUCUCACGAUCCUACGUCAAGUCAUUGGAAAAUGUGCUCGACAACGGGGUUAAAAUGGUCUAUGUUGCCUCGCUGAACGACCAGGUAGUUCCCAUCUACUCCGGCCUUUUCACAGCGGCAUCCCAUCCAUUGAUUCUGAGGUCUCUCUAUAUCGAUGGAGACGUCUAUCAUUCCUCCGACUUCCUGUCCAACCUCCUCGUGCUGUUGGUGAAGUUACUCAACGCUGGCCUCUCAGAGCGUCUUGUAACACACCUGUCCGAAGCUACGGCCGGCUCACUCAAUGGCGUUGGCCACUCGACUGCGUACGAAGAAGUUGCUAAUUACUCGUGCGUCUCUCCCGCGGUGAAGUAUUUGUUCCUCACGAACAGCGGAUUUGAGCCUCAUCCUAAACUUGUCAUGGAGCCGUUCAACGCUAGUACGGAGCAGAACGAUUACGAGAUUCCUUGGUCGUUGCGGGACAUGAUCGCCGAUCCACAUGUCGCGCACUUCUUCUCAAAGGAGAUCUCUGAACUGGCGGCGGCCUUUAGACACUGGUCGCCCAAGACCACCAUUCUCCGCGACGUUAAGCGUAAACUGCAGCCCAUCCAACGGCAUGCAACCUCACUGGGACAGACAAGUAGUACUAAUAGCAAGUUGUGA
Messenger RNA from Mycena indigotica, 3792 nucleotides. RefSeq lists its product as uncharacterized. The record is from RefSeq and is a predicted model, not a curated record. The transcript is spliced from 16 exons. The coding region runs from base 1 to 3792 and encodes 1263 amino acids. Lineage: Eukaryota; Fungi; Basidiomycota; Agaricomycetes; Agaricales; Mycenaceae.